AUGAAAAAGAUAUAUAUUGGCAAAACUGCCCUGAAAACCCAGAGAAAUGGUUGCAAACAUCAGAAGAGAAGCUCCUUCCACGACCACAAGGACGACCUCCGUAAGCGCCUGUCAUACACCACCCACAAACUAGAGAUGGUGGAAACGGAGUUCGACUCUACUCGGCAGUACCUGGAGACAGAGCUGCGUCGGGCCCAGGAGGAACUGGAGAAAUUCACAGAGAAACUUCGCAGGAUCCAGAGUAGCUAUGCAGCUCUACAGAGGAUCAACCAGGAUUUGGAGGACAAGAUGCACAGGACGUCCCAGCAUCAUGAAGAGGAAAAGAGAGCCCUCAGCCGGGAGAUCAUUGUCCUCAACAACCACCUCAUGGAGGCGAAGAUCACUAUUAAUAAGCUCAGAGAGGACAAUGACCUGUACAGGAAAGACUGCAACCUGGCAGCCCAGCUGCUGCAGUGCUCUAAGUCUCACUACAGAGCACACAAGAUGUCUGAGCUGCCUUUGGAUUUCCAGGAACGCAUCAGUUCCCACAUGGAGAAACAUAAUCGGGGUAGUGGAGCCACCGUGGCAAUGCGCCACUCCAAUUACUCUGAUGCCGUGCCCACAUCCAUAAUUGCCAAGGUCCUGGAGAAGCCAGAACCAGGAAGCAGUUGCCCUGUAACACGAUCACCAAGCCCGCAGCCGCAAGAUGGAGACUUUCUUACAGGAACCGGAAGCACUGAUCACCUGAACCGCCGCAUUGCAUAUAAGACAUCUGACCUGUACUGCAGCGAUACAGCCCUCUACUGCCCCGAAAGAUGGCAAGACACAGAGCGCAGGCAGAGUGUCGACCUUCACGGCACUGGGCUGCUUCAGCUCCACGCCCAGAACUCCACUGACAGCAACCCGGACGAAGAGGCCUACCAGUCUGGAAGUUUCUCUCACCAUGAACCUCCAUCCUCCUUCCACCACCAUGACGAGUUUGGCACUGGUAGCCUCCCUGCUUCCAGUUCUUACUCCAGCUUCAGUCUUGCAUCAGAUGAGAAAGGAGGAGUUAGUGGUGGGUGCGGGCGAACUGCCAGCAGCACCUUAUCCUCUUCCCACCAGGGACUCUAUAUGGACUGGCGAGAUGGUGGCAGUGGGGACUAUGAGCGCAAAAGCAUGUCUUCGUAUGAUAAAGACAGCCUGAGCUUCCCUAAGUCCCGCAGCAUCCAGCACAUGGUGACCCCCAGGAGCCCGCAAAAGGGCACCUCACCAGCAUACACACGGACGGCUUCAUGCUUCAGUGAACCAUACCACUCCAGCACCCCUCGCCUGGCCUCUUCUCACAGUAUGGGGUCCACAACCGGACUGGGCCAGGCUCGUGGUGGAGCUCUGGACAGUCGAGGCGACAUCCAGGUCCCUGAGGAUGACCUGAGCAGCCGCUGGAGACAGCUCAGUGUGGAAGACAUCAACACCUUCUCAUCGUCCUAUCGUAACAUCACAGGGCGGGUCUCUCCAUACAGUUUCUCCGAGCGCCACUUCGCCAUGGGCCCCUCCAGUAAGGUCAAGGGUUCUCUCUACAGCAGCUUCCAAGAAGGAGAUGACGUCUUCCAUAGCCGCAUGCUGGACCAGUGUUUUGCUCUGGGUCCCCCUUCGCCCAGCCGCAGUCCCAAACCUAUGGAGCAUCGUAAGCAGGAGAAAACUUCUGUUCUGUAUAGAGCCAAGGAUGAUAGUCAGGACUCAGAGUGCAGUCUGUUCCUCUCAGGGAGCUCUAAAGACAAGGAAAGUAGUGGAGGAGCGACGGCCGCAAGUAGCGCCAAGAAGGACUACGUCAAUCUAAGUGCAGACAGCUCAGCCGAGUCCUUACAUCAAAGUUCCCUCGAGGCCUCAAGUCUUCAGCAUUACCCUAGCCCCCGGCCGAGCAUCCGGCCUCGCCCGAGCUCCAGCUCCGCUGUCAGUGUCGGCCCUGCACUCCCAAAGAAGACCUCUCCAAGAUACCAAAAAUUUGGCAGCACGGGACUGACAAGGAAGGACAGUUUGACCAAGGCACAGCUAUACGGUACGCUGCUGAACUGAACGAAGAAAGAUAGCUUUUCGUUUUAU
Messenger RNA from Toxotes jaculatrix (banded archerfish), 2061 nucleotides. RefSeq names its product brain-enriched guanylate kinase-associated protein. The coding region runs from base 1 to 2034 and encodes 677 amino acids. The transcript has 6 exons. Gene Ontology annotation, cellular component: synapse. NCBI's taxonomy places the organism in Eukaryota, Metazoa, Chordata, Actinopteri, Toxotidae. The record is from RefSeq and is a predicted model, not a curated record.